UUAGCCGGACUCCUCGGUCACUCCCUCCCCACCACAACCACCACCACCAUCACCACCCCACCCCACCCCCGCCCGCGUACAUCCUUCAUGAAGGGGAGCAGCCUGCCGCCGCCUGCCGCUGCUCAAACGUGGAGGGAAGGACACGGAGAGGGACGCCUAUUGUUAGUCCGGUGAAAUUUACGACUCCGUCGACAUAUUUAGUGCAUUUUACCUCCGUGCUGGACCCACAGGGAGGAACUGUUUGUUUCUCCCGGAGUCUUCAGGAGCAGAAGCGGCGGUUGAAAGGACAUUAAAGUGUGAGAGGAACUGGCCCAUUCAAGAAGUGUGCACGCCGCUGGACCGUACUCAACAGCAGCAACAUCAGCAUCCACACCUUAGGAGGAGGGGAUGAAACCGGAUGGGGUUACCAUGGAAACCACGGAGCCCACUGAAGCUGCAGCAGAAGCAUCAACUCAACCAGCAGAAGCUGCAAAUGAUGAAGCGCCCGGGGCUACUCCGAAGGCCAAUGGCAGUUCAGUGGCAGCGGACCCUAAGGUCAAACCAAAAGCUGUUGCAACUAAAACACAGCAUGCAGCCAAAUCUGCUGGGGCUUCUGGAUCCAACUCACGGCCAGGUACUUCCUCGCACCGCACGAUGAAUGACGUCAAAUCCUCUAACAAUAGUUCUGCGGCUGCAGUCAAGAAAACAGCAACUGCAGCAAAAGCAGCAUCAGCAGCUGGAGCCGUACCCAAAAGACCCAUGGGUGCAGCAGCAGCAGCAGCAGCUUCCACCACGGUCAAGAACCAAACUAGAGUGCCUGACAAGAAGCCUGUUGGACCUACCAGGACUACCUCUGUUGCUGCAGCCACAGUAACAAAUGGUACCAAACCAACAACAGUGAAUGGCACUACUAAGAAGAGACCAGCAGCUGAGACUGUUAAUGUAGCAAGACCCAAGACCACAGCUACUACCAGCAGACCAACGGUGUCUACUGCCCCGAAACCCAGCACUUCGACCACAACAAAAGCUGGUGGUGUUGCUGUUUCAAAGACCACAAGGCCUGCCACGGCUCCCCUCAACAUCUCGAACUGCAUCCACCACAUCUAGGCCCACCACAGCUACAACUAAGCCCUCCACCGCUGCAACUGCAAAAACAGCUGCUUCUAGAGCUACUGUAGCACCCUCUACUGGCAAGACCGCAGCAGCACAGCCUCCCAAAACUGCUGCUGCAAAGAAAGAUGUUAGUCGACCACCUUCUUCUGCAGUUGCUAAGAGACCUACAACAGCUACAACAACAGCUACUACCAAAAAACCUGAACCCUCUAAACCCACGACCACCAUAAAGCUCAACUCUGCCUCCAAACUGUCUGCGACAGCAAAGACAACAGACCCCAAGGCGUCACAGUCCAAAACUCAACAGCCUGCGAAACCUCCCACAAAGAAACCUAUAGCUGUUGUUCGGUUCCCUGCCUCUAACAAACCACCCCUCGGCCGAACCCCACCUGCCUCUCCAGUCACUAAACCUGCAAAUGGCAGCAUCUCUCAGGCAAAACGUGGAACCAAACCCACUCAGGCUGUCCCACCUUUCACUGCUGCCAGGAAGACAGGGGUUUCAAAUACUACCACACCUGCUGUAGAAGCACAGGGUGCUGCUGGUGCAGCAGCAGUAGCACCUGCCAGUGCAGCGGUAGCAGCUGCCACAGCAGCAACUAUUCUCGCAGAAACACAAGCAGAAGCCCUGGUGGCCUUACCGCAAGGAUCAGUCCUUGCUGCCUCUGCACCAGAAGAGGUCCCUCCUCCAGUCUUGGCACAGGAUACCCCAUCAGAGGCGGUGCCUCAAGAAACAGCUCAAAUCCAUGCAGCUGCUCCCUCUCCUCCACCAAGCCCUGUCACGACAGCCUUACCACAAACAUCUCCACCCCAAGAACAGCCAGAAAGCAGUGCUCCCCUACUAACAACGCAGGAGCAGAUCCCUGCCCCAGCUGAGACUACAUCACCACCUGUGGCCUCCCCUCCAGACCUGUCUGAAGAGUCUGUUUAUUUGUUAACAAACCAAACCCCCUCCACAUCUAAAGUCCCCCCAGCAGCAGCAAAUGCCAUCCCUCAGGUAGCUCCUCCUACCAAUCUAAAUGAGGACGAGGAUGAAGAAGAGAGAGAGGGAAGCCAGCUGGUUUCUGUGUCUGAAAUGAGUGGGACCACACAGCCCACAGAAGAGUCCCGUCCUGGAUCAGCUGGACCAGUGGGGGGGUCUGCUUGGCGAGCAAGUGGAGCCUUGCUCUCUGAGCUGGACUCUGAGGAUGUGAGCGGCAGCCAGCAGGGUGCGUCUGAGUUGAGCGCCCCUGGUGUCCUGGAGGGCACAGAGAGCAUGGAUGACCUGGGAGAUGGCAGCCUCAAAGGAGCCAUUGACAUGGAAGGAGCCUCAGCAGGUUCCCCUGACUUUGAGAGGGUUCCUGACAUACCAGUUAAUGACUUUGAUGAGGACGAAGAUGAUGACGACGAUGACAACGAUCGGGUAUGUGACAUGGACGUGGGCUCAGAGCGGACAGAUGAGCCACAGAGACCCAGGCAUGACAAUGAUGUGGAUGAUGAGGAAGAGGAUGAAGACGUGGAGAUGGCUAGUGAGGGGGUGACGGAGAGCGGGCUGGAGAGCUAUGGGAAUGCAGAUGAGGAUGACUUUGCUGAGGAUGAAAGGCUGGACAACUUGAACAGAGUGGUCCAACCGCCGCCUCCCCCUCCUCUGCUGCCCUCUGCCCCAGCUGCUCAGUGGGACCAACCAAACCCCUUUGCUGAUCCCUGGGCAGAACCUCUUCAGCCACAGCAGGUUCUUGAGCAUGUCUCCCAGGUGGCAGGAGCAGCCGCAGCCAGCCCUUUGGCAGAUCCCUGGCAAGCAGACUCUGAGACCCCAACUCAGGCUCCAGCCCAAGCCUGGCUGGAACUAGGCUCUGCUCCUUUUGCCAUUGAAAACCAAGAGGCUCAUCAUUCCUCUGUCAGAGAUAACCCACAAAAUCUUGAGGCCCAAAUGUACUUUGAUCAGUCCAUCUCAGCCCCGAUGCAGACCCUGGCCCCGGCUCCCCUCUCUGCCCCAGGAAUGUCUCUGUCAAGCACCCUGAGCAGUGAGACCAGCACACCCGAGGAACUCGGUGACUACAAUCGAGAUGGGAGGCUCCAUCCUCAAGAUACACAAGCCCCGGUGCUGUCUCCUCAGCCUGACCUGGACUACCAGGACCUGGGCAUCCACUUGGAGAAAGGAGACAGAGAUGGAGAUGAGGAGGCGGAGGCAGAGACCCUGCCGGCCGAUGAAGUCCUGGGGGGCACCGCAACCGCCCCCGCUUCCAACCCUUCCUCAUCCUCAAUAACGGAGGACGAGGCCAGCGACACAGAGGGAGAAGCUCAGUUGGACGAUUCCCUGGAGACUCCAGUAGUCAGCCACAUUACCUUCGACAGCCAGCCUACAACACAGCGCUGCCUGUCCACUGUGGCGGAGGGAGAGGAGGCAGAGGUGGAGGAGGGCUGCGUAGGUGAAGACACCACCCCACCAUCUGCUACCUCCCUGGCGUCUUAUGGCUUUGACACCAUGACCACAGCUUCAAACUCCAACGCCCAGUCCACAGGGGAGAGCUGCAUUAAGAGCCCCGGCAUCUUCUCCCUGGAGGAGCUCCCCGAGGAGGCCAAGGAGCCCUGUCUCAUCCCGCAGCCUCACAGCCAGCCGUGCCUCGCAGAGCAGCAAUACAUCGAGUGUGGGAAACAGGAAGCAGAGUCAGCCGAUCUUGUCCGGGAGGAAGCGCCGGGGUCAGAGGAAGCCCCAGACCCUUCGUCAACUCUGUGCACUUUGCAGCAACCAGAAGAAAACCCAGAUGACAUCCAGCCUCCGUACUAUUCUGCUAUCUGUGAAAAGACUGAGAACUCUUUUGCAGGCUUCACUGCACUACCGCACCCCCACCGCCGCGAUCACGCAGCAUACCCCAGAACCUACUGCGACAUCGUAAAACCUCUCGUCGCCUCUGCCACCCCGCCGAAGCUGACCUGUGCCGACCUCCCGCCCAGGAGCCUCGGGGGGCAGGCGCUGAGCCCCCAGCUCCGCAGGCUGGAGCAACACCAGAGACAGCUGCAGGAGCUGCAGCAACGCAGGGAGCAGCAGAGCAGACCGCUGGAGGAGGCGGAGCAGGAGAGGAAGAGGAGGGAGGAGGAGGAGCAGAGGAGGAAGAAGGAGGAAGCAGAAGAGGAAAUAAAGAGGAAUAAGGAGGAGGAGGAGAGGAGGAGGAAAGAGCAGGCAGAGGUGACAAAGAAGGAAGAGGAGCUGAAGCAGAGGAGAGACCUUGAACUGCAACUGCAGCAGCAACAGCAGGAGCUGAAGCAAAGGCAGCAGAUCAUGCAGUGGCAGCAAGAGCUGCAGCAGUCUAAUAAAGCUCAGACGGUGCUGCUGUCCCCCUCCUCUGGCCUCUGCACCAUCUAUGAAGCCCUAGAGAACAGUGAUGAAGAGGAGGCUGAAGAUGAAGAAGAGGGAAUAAAUGAGCUGAACCUCACAGAAGAGAAGAAAGAUCCCGAGCAAGAGACGUCAAAUCAAGAAAUAGAUGACGACUGUGAAAGGGUGACAUCAGAUGAACAUCGAGACUCGUCACCGUCAACAGAGAACCCUCCUCCUCACCCAGACUCCCCUCAGACACCCAGCACCCUCUCCCAGGAUGGAGACAGCUCCUCCCCGUGCCCUCCUGAGUCUCCUGAGCGCCCUCCUCCCCUGGACCUGGACUGGGGGAAGAAAGUGGACAUAGUCCAGCAGCUGAUCAAUCAGACCCUGCUGCUGAACGGUGAUGGCUGCUCCUCCCUGCUGCUGAUGCCAGGGGGUGCAGGAGGCACUCUGAGCCCCCUGGAGAGCAGCCUGUGGCCCAGCCUGCUGCCUCCACUCACCCCUCCCUCUGCCACUGUCACCUCUGUCAGUAGUUUCUCCCCAGAGGCCACUGGAAGCUCCCCACAGGGAGAGUGGACAGUGGUAGAGCUGGAGACUCAUCACUGAGGGAUAUGAAACACAACAUCUGCAGUACUGUUAACCAGUAACAACACUCACAGAGCGAUGAUGACACAAGUGCUGUCUGUACACACAGAAACACACACACACACAUACGUAUACAUGUGAAUUCAAGCACACACACACAACAGGGUGAUAUAUAUAUACACACGUGUGCAGAGCAGGCCACAAUUAUUGUCCUGUUACACACAAAUUUACAUUCAUAUUUACUUGUGGAACAGCUGUGAACAGCUGCUGAAACUGAAGUAAAUAUUUGGGCUGGAAAAAACUCCAACCACAAGGAAAAACUCUUAAAGAAGAUAAACUACACCACUUAGUAGAUAUUCAUCACAUUGUACUACAUGGUCAAGGGUUGUUUUAACAUGUCAUUUCUAAAUAUUUCAGAAAAAGAGAGAGAUCAGUAAUUGUUUUGUAGUGAUGAAUGUGGCAGAGUAUUACAGUUCAGUUCAUCACAAAGAUAAUGAAUGAGCCUGAUAAACUGCCCAGUCCUAUAGGUAGACCCUAAACUUUGUGGUGCUGUAGAUCAGUGGUUCCCAACCUAAAAGGGGUCACACAAUAAAUCUGAGGAGUUGCAGGAGGGUUAAAAGACCAGAAGAAAAAACGAUUUCACCACAAUCUGUAGACAGGAACUUUAAGGUUGGGAACCACUGCUAUAGAUUCACUUUGAAGACACAGGGAUUUUUCACUUUACUUUAAAACCAAGUACAUUUUAACACACACACACACACACACACACCACUGAUUCUUGGUGGUGCUACAGUUAAACAGCUGAAAAUUUCUUCUAGGUAUGUAUGCUGUUUACUGAUGCAAAAAAAGUUGAGGGACUUUCUUGUCCUGAAGAAAGACUCUCAGGCAGUGUUUAUCCCCAGACUCACUUCCACUCCCCAUCAAUGUAAAUGGUUAGUAUCAGGGCUUAGAAAGUUGAAGAUUGUUUUACGGCCAUGGUUAUGGUAAGUCAGUGAAGCAGGCCUAAAUGUUAUUUUCCAUGUGUUUUAUUUUCUUUUUUGGGCACAGGAAACUUUUCUAACUUUUGACUUUUUUAUAUUAUAACUCUAACACAGUUUUUAGUUCAGUAUAUGUUUUGUUUAUUCUCCCCAUAUUAAGGUAUCAUAGAGGCAAUGAUAUAGGUCUUCAUUUACCUUUUGUUGGCCUUACAAUAGUCAACAAUAGAAAGUAAAUUCCCCUCUGGUUGCUGAAAUUCCACAAACCUCCCCCAAAAUAGCGCAGACCCAGACGCUGUCCUCAGUGUUAACUACGACACUGCCUGAGAGUCUCUGCUCAGGGGAAGACAGUCUGUGAUGCUGCCAGUGAAGAACCUGCGUCUCAUCUCUGUCUUCCAGAAACCUAAGAAGACAAACACAACACAACAGCACGCUGAAACUCAGCUCCUCUCUUACCUCACACUUGAUAUCCUACACCACGGCAAACACAAACUUUACAGACUAUAAUAUUACAUUUCAAUCCUGUGUACACACACACACACACACACACACACACA
Messenger RNA from Lates calcarifer (barramundi perch), 6500 nucleotides. It is a transcript of the gene prr36a, whose product is annotated as proline rich 36a. NCBI's taxonomy places the organism in Eukaryota, Metazoa, Chordata, Actinopteri, Centropomidae. Bases 2165 to 4990 code for a protein of 941 amino acids. The transcript has 6 exons. The record is from RefSeq and is a predicted model, not a curated record.